Molecule: messenger RNA, 4057 nt
Organism: Condylura cristata (star-nosed mole)
Lineage: Eukaryota; Metazoa; Chordata; Mammalia; Eulipotyphla; Talpidae
Gene: ARHGAP23
Product: Rho GTPase activating protein 23
Exons: 28
Coding region: 5-4057 (1350 amino acids)
Biological process (GO): signal transduction
Molecular function (GO): protein binding
Source: RefSeq, a predicted model, not a curated record
CCCGAUGAAUGGAGUCGCCUUCUGCCUGGUCGGGAUCCCGCCCCGCCCGGAGCCCCGGCCCCCCCAGCUGCCCCUGGGCCCGAGAGAUGGGUGCUCUCCCGGGCGCCCCCUCCCCUGGCCGGGGCCGCGCACGCUGCUGCUGCACAAGAGUCAGAAGGAUGGCUUUGGCUUCACCCUGCGCCACUUCCUCGUGUACCCGCCGGAGUCGGCUGUGCACAGCAGCCGGAAGGAGGAAGAGAAUGGAGGCCGAGGAGGAGGACCCUCCCCCCGGCACCGUCUGGAGCCCAUGGACACCAUCUUUGUCAAGAAUGUGAAGGAUGAUGGUCCUGCUCACAGGGCAGGGCUGCACACAGGGGACCGGCUGGUGAAGGUGAACGGGGAGAGCGUCAUCGGGAAGACCUACUCCCAGGUCAUAGCUCUGAUCCAGAACAGUGAUGACACGCUGGAACUCUCCAUCAUGCCCAAGGACGAGGACAUCCUCCAGCUGGCCUACUCCCAGGACGCCUACCUGAAGGGGAACGAGCCGUAUUCUGGAGAAGCCCGGAGCAUCCCAGAGCCGCCCCCAAUCUGCUACCCUCGCAAGACCUACGCCCCGCCCGCCCGGGUCUCCGCCUGGGCCACUAUGGUGCCUGAGCCCCUCUCAGCACUGCCCAGCGACCCCCGCAGCCCUGCUGCCUGGAGCGACCCGGGCUCCGGGGCCCCGACCGCCACCCGCCGCAGUCUGGACAGCUCUUCCUCGGGGAUGAGCCAGCCCCGCCCCAGCCCUGGUGCCUUCCCCCGGCUCCCCUCGGAGCCCAGGACGCCCCGUGCCUUCCCAGAGCCUGGCAGCCGGGUGCCCCCCAGCAGACUGGAGUGUCAGCAGGCCUUGUCCCACUGGCUGUCGAACCAGGUCCCCCGCAGGGCGGGGGAGAGGCGGUGCCCCGUGAUGCCGCCCCGGGCCCGCAGUGCCUCCCAGGACCGCUUGGAGGACGUGACUGCCCCCCGCCCGUGGCCCUGCUCCACCUCUCAGGGUGCCUUGAGCCAGCUGGGCCAGGAGGGCUGGCACCGAGCUCGCUCGGACGACUACCUGAGCCGGGCCACCCGCUCAGCUGAGGCACUGGGACCCGGGGCUCUGGCGUCACCCCGCUUCGAGCGCUGCGGUUGGGCUUCCCAGCACCCGUCUGCCCGCGCCUCUGCCUGCCCGCCCAGGGACCUGCCCAGGGACCUGCCCGGGCCGCAGGCCGCCCCCCAGCCUGGCCUGCAGGGCCUGGGUGACAUCGGCUACAUUGGGUACAGGAGCUACAGCCCAUCGUUCCAGCGCCGGACUGGCCUUCUGCACGCACUCUCCUUCCGGGACUCGCCCUUCGGGGGGCUGCCCACCUUCAGCCUGGCCCAGCCUUCGGCGCCAUUUCCCCCAGAGGCCUCGGAGCCACCCAGGGCUGUCCGACCAGAACCCAGCACCCGGGCCCUGGAGCCUCCCCCUGAGGAUCGCCGUGAAGAGGUGGUCCUGAGGCAGAAGCCGCCGACUGGCCGCAAGGUCCAACUGCCCCCUGCGAGACAGGUGAACCUUGGAUUUGGUGCCGAGUCCCCAGAGCCAGAGGCCAGCGGGCGAGGGGAUCGCCUGGGCAGGAAGGUGGCUCCUCUGGCCACGACUGAAGACUCUCUGGCCUCCAUCCCCUUCAUCGAUGAACCCACCAGCCCCAGCAUUGACCUCCAAGCCAAGCACGUCCCCGCCUCCGCUGUGGUCUCCAGUGCCAUGAACUCGGCGCCCGUCCUGGGCACCAGCCCGUCCUCCCCAACCUUCACCUUUGCGCUUGGCCGCCAUUAUUCCCAGGACUGCAGCAGCAUCAAGGCCGGCCGCCGCUCCUCCUACCUGCUGGCCAUCACCACGGAACGCUCCAAGUCCUGCGAUGACGGACUCAACACCUUCCGGGACGAGGGCAGGGCUCUGCGGCGCCUGCCCAACCGAGUCCCCAGCCUGCGGAUGCUGCGCAGCUUCUUCACCGACGGGUCCCUGGAUAGCUGGGGCACCUCUGAAGAUGCAGACGCCCCUUCUAAGCGACACUCGACCUCUGACCUGUCAGAUGCGACCUUCAGUGAUAUCAGGAGAGAAGGCUGGUUGUAUUAUAAGCAGGUCCUCACCAAGAAGGGGAAGAAAGCGGGCGGCGGCCUGCGCCAGUGGAAGCGGGUGUACGCCGCGCUGCGGGCGCGCUCGCUCUCCCUGAGCAAGGAGCGGCGGGAGCCCGGGCCGGCGGCGGCGGGGGCGGCGGCGGCCGUCGCAGGUGAGGACGAGGCGGCGCCCGUCUGCAUCGGCUCCUGCCUGGUGGACAUCUCCUACAGCGAGACCAAGAGGAGGCACGUGUUCCGGCUGACCACCGCUGACUUCUGUGAAUAUCUCUUUCAGGCUGAGGACCGGGAUGACAUGCUGGGCUGGAUCAGAGCGAUCCGGGAGAACAGCAGGGCCGAGGGCGAGGACCCCGGCUGUGCCAACCAAGCUCUGAUCAGCAAGAAGCUUAAUGAUUAUCGCAAAGUGAGCCAUAGCUCUGGGGCCAAAGCCGAUUCUUCCCCCAAAGGCUCUCGUGGCCUAGGGGGCCUCAAGUCUGAGUUCCUCAAGCAGAGUGCAGCCCGUGGCCUCAGGACGCAGGACCAGCCCGCAGGGAGCAAGGAUGACAGUGCUUCCACCUCCAGAACUCCCUGGGGCAUCAACAUCAUCAAGAAGAACAAGAAGGCCACCCCGAGGGCGUUUGGGGUCCGGCUGGAGGAGUGCCAGCCAGCCACAGAGAACCAGCGGGUCCCCUUGAUCGUGGCUGCCUGCUGCCGCAUCGUGGAGGCGCGGGGCCUGGAGUCCACGGGCAUUUACCGGGUGCCAGGCAACAACGCGGUGGUGUCCAGUCUGCAGGAGCAGCUCAACCGGGGGCCCGGGGACAUCAACCUGCAGGAUGAGCGCUGGCAAGACCUCAACGUGAUCAGCAGCCUGCUCAAGUCCUUCUUCCGAAAGCUGCCCGAGCCUCUUUUCACGGAUGACAAAUACAACGACUUCAUCGAGGCCAAUCGCAUCGAAGACUCGAGGGAGCGGAUGAAGACACUGCGGAAGCUGAUCCGGGAUCUCCCUGGACACUACUAUGAAACGCUCAAGUUCCUUGUGGGUCACCUGAAGACCAUUGCUGAUCACUCUGAGAAAAACAAAAUGGAGCCCCGGAACCUGGCCCUCGUUUUUGGGCCAACACUGGUGAGGACGUCUGAGGACAACAUGGCGGACAUGGUGACGCACAUGCCCGACCGCUACAAGAUAGUGGAGACGCUGAUCCAGCACUCAGACUGGUUCUUCAGUGAUGAGGAGGACAAGGGAGAGAGAACCCCUGUGGACGACAAGGAGCCUCAGUCAGUCCCCAACAUCGAGUACCUCCUGCCCAACAUUGGCAGGACAGUGCCCCCGGCUGACCCAGGUUCAGAUUCUACCACCUGUAGUUCAGCCAAGUCCAAGGGCUCUUGGGCCCCCCGGAAGGAGCCCUACACCCGGGAGAUGCUGGCGAUCUCCUUCAUCUCGGCCGUCAACCGCAAGCGGAAGAAGCGGCGCGAGGCGCGGGGACUGGGCAGCAGCACCGACGACGACUCAGAGCAGGAGGCGCACAAGCCGGCCGUGGGGGCGCCGGCGCUGGGGGCGCAGGACCCACCCGCCGGGCUUGGAGAGGGGGAUCCCCAGCUCCUGGUAGUUCAGUCGGAGCUGGGCACCUGGCCCAAGCCAGACACAAGCGCAGAAGGUCCACCUGGGCCUCCAGAAUGUAGCAGGUUGUGCUGUCCGGCCACGGGAGGCUUGGGCGAGGCCCAGGCCACUGCCUCUGUGGCUACCACCUGUGGCCCUGAUCGGUCGCUGAAGAAGCACUUGGGAGUGUGGGUGCAGGACGCGCCUAAUGGUAGCCACCUGGAGUACGGUGUGGGCAUGUGCAGGGACAGUGACAGGGUGUGGGUUGGGGCUUCCUCGCAGCUUCCAGGCUCAGAAUGUCAGGAUGACCGCUGGUGGGCAUCGAGCAUCGAGGGCGCCUGUUGCCGGCUCACAGACAUGGUAGUUGCUGGUUGA